Messenger RNA from Phoenix dactylifera (date palm), 348 nucleotides. NCBI's taxonomy places the organism in Eukaryota, Viridiplantae, Streptophyta, Magnoliopsida, Arecales, Arecaceae. The record is from RefSeq and is a predicted model, not a curated record.
AUGGCCAAAGACUCCUCCCCGAUGAGGCCGAAGCCAAGGAAGACCUCCAGGCCCAAGGCGGCGGCCCCUAAGCGCCCCCCUCAGCGAGGCCUCGGCGUAGCCCAGCUCGAGCGCCUUCGCCUCCAGGAACGCUGGAAGAAGAUCACCGAGAUCGACCCCACCCGCGUGGUCCAUCCCUUCCCGGGCCAGCUUCUUGUCUACGAUUACCUCGCCGCCGUCACCCCUCUCGCCGCCUAUGGCAUCCCGGUCCCCCCUCCCGCCCCUGUCGUCGUCGUCCCUCUCGCCGCCUACGGCGCCUCGGUCCCCCCUCUCGCCCCUGCCGCCGUCGCCGCCUAUGGCGCCGGUUAG